Molecule: messenger RNA, 5844 nt
Organism: Rhopilema esculentum
Lineage: Eukaryota; Metazoa; Cnidaria; Scyphozoa; Rhizostomeae; Rhizostomatidae
Product: protein still life, isoforms C/SIF type 2
Biological process (GO): small GTPase-mediated signal transduction; activation of GTPase activity
Molecular function (GO): protein binding; guanyl-nucleotide exchange factor activity
Source: RefSeq, a predicted model, not a curated record
AGACACAAUGGGAAUUGCGUUUCAAAAGGAAUACUGUAGAUCCUCCUAAAUCACUCACAUGUUCCCUUGAAUACGUAAUGCGAAGGAUUCCGGGUGUUACGGUGUAAGCGGGUCAACCUGUUGGCUGCUUGUUUAACGCAAAUCUGAUCCUGAGCAUGUACUUUCGGCAGAAGGCGAAGCUAAAAUAGCUGCUGCACAAAUUUAAUUUUUGUUGCUGUCAAUGAAAAGCACAUCUUGGCUUUUGUUAAGGCUUGAAGCCUUGCUCCAUUGAGCUAAGAUUUCUUCUCAAGGGCCUAUUUCACGAAGGAGCACCAGUGGAUCAGAUGGUCAUUAUCCUGAAGAUUUCAUCAAAGUACAUAUAUCAUAAUUUUGGAUCAAAACCAAAGAACGAGGAUCAUUUGUUUUAAAGCUUGACUUAAGCACGAAUCAAGAUUAUUACGUGAGCUUCUUGAUCUCAAAUUGGAUUUUGGUUUGCUUUCAAUGUGAAACCAUCGUUUUGUAUUGUGGGUUCAGAUUACACAUUUUCAUAACUUGUUGUGACCGCCGGUUGGACGCAUUCUGUUCUAGCCGACACAGCCGGGAAUUAUAAGCUUUCAAGUACAGAGAAUUCACUUUUUAAUCCGUGCUCAGCGUUUUAAGGAAAUUUUAUUUCUUGGUUUUCUCAACAAAGCGUUGUUAGCAGGGAAGGUUUUAAUAGCACUGUGGUAAAUAUCGCGGAAAGAGUUUGUUUACAGAUCGAGUGGCGAAUUCUCCAGCAUAAUACCUCCUUUAACAAUGCAGUUUCGUUAAUUUCUUCACAUAAUGAAAAAAUAUCGUUGCAAGAUUUGAUAGAGUUGCUGUGAGCUGUCUGUUUUGCGUAUUUUUGCACUUGAUCAUUUAUCAUAAAGCACACCUGGGUGAAGCUGUCAUUGUGAAUCAUUUUUUAAAAACAGGAAUCAAAGGAUGUAACACGCAGAUUGUAUUCAAAUACAACUGAUCAACUGAUCUUUGCUUGAAAAUGAAUUUCUGAUUUUGACAAAUUAAUUUGCAAACAUUGGGAACACAACGAGCGAGGAGUCUGGACCCCAUUUGGGGCGCCAGUUCAACUUGGAAGAGGGCCUAGUACAAAUCGAAGUAGAAAACUUUAGCUUUUAUGCUGAAGUUAACGCCCUUAGUAAAGAUGGAGGAAAGGCCCAUUGGAUCAAAGCGUUCCACUCUGUUGUGCAAAUGUCUGCCCGACAAUGUCAGGGGCUCAUGGGCUACUUUCUUAGAAUUACCAGAGAGGGAGAGAACAAUGGCAUUGACAUACCUCUACCAGCCAAUCGAAUGAAAAGAACAUCUGACUGCUUUGUGCAAUGGAGAGACAAGCAAAAAGGUGGAGCAUGGGGGCUCAACUUUGUUUCAGAAAAAGAUGCGAGAAAGUUUUACCAGAUGUGUGUUAACGUCCCAGAGUUCCACGGCAGACCUGAGUCAGUAUGCUCAUCGAUGACUUCUGCAAGUACAAUUUUACAGUCGCCCCCUCCCCCAGUGGUGGGUAACACGGAUUACCCAAAAAACACAAGACGUGCUUCACGUAAUCGAAAUUCAUCUUGUGCUCCUGUCAUUCAAGUCUCUGACCCGAGCGAUCUCUACGACAGCGGUAUAGGCCACGAGGUGGGGAAUAGCUUGCCACUACCUAAGGGCCAAUCACGGCACAGCCAUGCAGGCAGUGAUAGUGGCAGCAGCCAUGGCAAUCAUAUCGACAUGAACGGAAUCAAUCAACAGACAAAUGGGGCUUCUGAUAACAGCAUUCCUAAUGACAUGGAUCCACUUGAGUAUGAAUUUUUGCAGCAGCAAAUAAAUGGGAUCGAGGAUAAUAAUUUGCUUAUGGACAGCCUCGCUAUCAAUAGCAACAGUCUCAGUGGUUCUCGCAGCAGUCUGUAUGUCCCUGCUGAUUUUGACGACUCAAGCGACCGAGUUAGUGAAGACUUUGGGGAACUCAGACCAGCUUCGGCGAUCGUGCACAACAAGCAGUUUGGAACAACGCGAAAGGCAGGUUGGUUGGUGAUUAAGAAUGUUUUGAUACACUCAAAGAAGGGUAAGCUGGAACAAGCACAUAAUAGAAAGUGGAAGAAAUACUGGACAGCCCUGAAGGGGAUUGAGUUGUUGUUUUAUCAUUGCGAUGAGAAGACGGUCACGCAGCAGGAUUUGGACGAACCAUCACAUCGAUUGGACAUAGACCGCUGUAUUGUUCAAGCUGUACCAGAACACGCAAAAUUGGAGAACGUCUUUAGCUUGAGCUCAAAACACGGAAACGCUUAUUACCUGCAGACAACAAGUCAAGUUGAAGUUGAGAACUGGAUUCACUGCAUCCAUACUGCCGCCGCGUCGGCGUUCGCCAGGCAACGGGGUAGUUCAGAUGUCAUCGCCAUUUUGGUGAAUGAGAUCAACAACAUCGAAAGCAAGAUAGCUGAUGAUGAAAAAUUAAGAAAAAUGGCGGAGCUACAGUCGAAAGUUGUAACUGAUGCUAGAAACAAACAAACGAUCGUUGAUCAGGUAUCAGAAUGGGAAAGAAGCCUAGAAAACCUGAACGUCGACAUCUUUCGUUAUCGCUGUUAUCUGGCUGCUGUGCAAGACAUCUCUGUGCCGAAUCCACAGUCCCUCUUGAGCUCUGUCUCUCGCUCAGUCAAACACACUCUUUCAAAAAUUGGCGUAUUUUCUGUUGCUUCCUUUCACGCGUUUGUGAGUGUGAGGGAAUCACUUUCAGAGCCUCCUGUUAAACCUGAAAAAACAAGAAGGAGGCUGCGUGGAGGCAACUCACUCAAAUCUAAGCUUUUGCAGUCCUUGAAAAUUGUCGAUGAUAAAGUUGUUGAGGGGAUAAGGAACAAGCACUCUCCGAGGGGAAAGCGGAGAGGGUCAGCUCAUUCCGCAUCAGACAGUGGGGAUAAUGACAGCUCGAGAUCCCAGAUGAAAGAAAGGAGAGACACUUGGGGACGAAUCGGCAACUUUCUGCAAGUUCAGCUACCGAAUAACCAGACCACAAUGGUACCUUUUGAGCGUGGAAUGACGGUGAACGAUAUAGUCCAAAAGAGUUGUGAAAAGCGGCAUUUACCCCCGGCUGAUCAUUUCUUAAUGCUUCUUUCCGAAGAUAAUGACAGUGGACUUAUGGAUUACGUAAUUCCUCAGUAUUCAGAACUUCUAGAAGAACAGAAAUACACGACGCUGAAGAUCUGUCUGAAAACGUCUCUUGAUGUUGAACUAGACGGCCCUGCUGACUACGAUUCCGGACCGUUCGGUAUUGGACUGAGCCAGAAUGAAGAUGGAAGGAUUCUUGUAUCACGAGUGGACGAAGGAAGUCCCGCAAAAAGAGCAAUGAUUCUUGAAGAAGACGAAAUUAUCAUGAUAAACGGUGAAAACAUUCGCGACACGGGUAUUGCAGUUGACUAUGUCUCCGGUAUACUUGACUCGUCCAAGUCUGUUUCUCUUCAACUGCUGUCUAGUCGAAUCGAUGAUCAAAAGAAAACACGACAAACCACUGAGAACCUCAUCUCAUUUCUAGUUUGCCCUCCUCCUCCGAAAACAAGCCAAUACGAAAUCAAUGAUGACACUCUGGACACCCUGAUUGUGCCUCCUCCAAUGGAUGACGACGAAGAUGCGAAAAGCUCUGUUACAAGUCGAUCAGGAGUCGGUAAUAGCACGCCUGCGCGAAAUGAUGAUAUCGAUGCCCUCCUAAGUAGAACCGAAGAAGUCAACAUCAUAUUUAGGCAAAUGAACGAAUUUAGUCCGGAUGACCCCAGAAUACCAACGAAUAUUAAGCCUGGGCAGCGAUUAAGAAAAAUCGUCGUUGAACUGCAGGAAACAGAGCGGACAUAUGUUAAGAAUCUUUGUUUAUUAUUGGAACGGUAUCUUCUGCCAUUAAAAGAAGAAAGUUUCUUAUCGAGAGACGAGGUCGAUUCGUUGGUUAGCAAUGUUUCUGAAAUCUACGACUUUCAAACCAACUUUUUGGAAAACCUUGAGGACAUCGUACGAACUGACAAAGAUUUCUUUAAGUAUGAAGAAGUUUCAGAUUUUCAGAAUGUUUUGUACGGAAUCGCGGAGACAUUUUUGGAAUACGUUGACAAGUUCAAACUUUACAGCACGUUCUGUUCUUGUCACUCUAGAGCCGUUAAACUUUUGGAGCCAGGAACAAAUCCAGAGUUACAAGCCUUCUUGGAAGCAAGAAAUCCAAAACAGCAACAUUCAGGAACCCUUGAGUCAUACUUGAUAACACCUAUUCAAAGGAUACUUCGUUACCCCCUUCUGAUCAAAGAAAUGCUGAAGCUGAUGGAUAAUGAAAGCGAGGAGUACCGGUGCCUAACCGAGGCUCUCAUCAGUGUUGAAAAGGUGGCUAACUACAUUAAUGAGAUGCAGAUGAUCAGCGAAACCUACUCACCUCGUUUUGAAAAACUUUGUGAAAAUGUUGAUGGGGUCGAGCCAACUGGUAUGGGCGUUGACAAUUUGCUGCAUUAUGGCAAGGUUCGAUGGUUGCAAGGGCCUGACAAGGAAGGAGGCAGUGCUACGAUAAGAAACAACUUCAUCAUCGGAAAAGGAAAGAAAGAAAACGAAAAUGAUGCUACUUUAUUUGUUUUCAAAAAGGCAGUGGUCUUGGUUGUUUAUGAUCACAAAGUGAGGAAAAAGACGAAUUCGCCAUCUUCAUCACUGAAAGUGAAGGCAACAGAUGAAGUGAAAUUUCAAACAUUGAUUCCAAUUUGGUCCGUUCUUAUCCGUGACUAUGCUUGGUCUUCAAACGAUACAAAUCACAUAUGGGAAAUUGUGGAUACCGAUAGCCAAGGGACAGGACAGGAGACGCCGUAUAUGUUUGUUAAUAAGUCUGCAGAAGAUAAACGACAGUUUGUGAUGGCAAUUAAAGAAGCUACAAAGCUAUCUUCACAGCCUAAUAUCUCACCUAGAGGUCCCCCCGUUGUGCCUCCAAAACCAAGGAUAAUCAAAGAUCAGAAUCAGAAUUCCAAUAUUUUGCCGUCGCGGCCUAACCUUUUGGCGGGAAAAAUGAGGCGCUUCGAGAGUAAAUGCAGUGAGGCAAGCAAGUCGAGCUGGGCCAGAAAUAGGCCUCGCGUUAAUUCAGACAGUGAUUCAUCAAAUAAUUCGGCAGGCAUUGAUAGUGGAGUCAGUUUUGAUGGUGGCUCGUCACCGAGGAAAAAUGGCGCUAGAAAGAAGAUAUCAAAUGUCUUCUAGCCACGGGUUCCUUUGCUUUCGCAAUAAUAAAGCUGGGUGAGUGGCAAGUGACACCGAUAACAACUUUACCCCUCUUUCUGCCAACUGCAGGGCCAGAUCUGGUUGAAAGUGCUGCGAUAGGAUGACAAUUAUCGACUCGUUACUGAGUGAUUGAACUUGCAGAAAGAGGUUGUAUCGUAAAUCACCAACUUAUAAACAAGGCAAUACCGUCAACUUUAAAUGGUAUAGGAAUAGAUAUUUUAUUGAUGAGUAUGUUUAGAUAUUUAUGUGAAAACAACUUUGAUAUAAUUUUUUCCAAACUUAUAUUUGCAUCUAACUUAUAGCCAUUCCUUUUGUCAUUGGCUGGGUUUUCAUGUGAAAUAAAGCAUCAAUUUUGCAAUCCUUUCUGGCUUAGGCCAAGUUUAGUAAAGGUCAAAGAUGGUAUUGGUUGCUCUGUCAGUUUUAGUCAAGUAUAUGUUGUUAUGAUCAAAGAUUUUGUAAUAUUUUGUUAUGUAAAUAAGAGAAAACAAAUGAUAGGUUUUUAUCGCAUGUAUUUAAUUAUCACCGUGUGAUUUUCGGCGUACUAUGCUCGUUUGCACUUAAAGUAACUAAAACAUUAGACACGUAAAACGGAAUGUUUGUAGCUGAAGUUUUUCAUAAAUUAUUUUAGUAUCA